AUGGACAUGACGCGCUAUGGCGCGCUUCGCGGGAUGAACGCCAGUGUGUCCUCCAAGGAGGCAGUGGAUGACCCGGACGUCUGGAGCUGGCGGUGGCACUACCGAGCCCUCACAGUGCAGAAUCUUUACGACGAGCUGCUCCAGUGCUGGCUUGAUGUUCACUUCCCAGGCAGUGCCGAGGAGCAGGACCGGCAGAUACGCGAGGACCCGGAUAUCCAACACUGGUGGUCAGUCAUGGUGAGGCAACUGCGCCCCCUGCGCCGUGCCAUCGGUACAGCCCCGGACUUCGCAACGGCUGCACCGACAAGCCGAGGUCUGCGGCAGACGCUCCGCACGAUCCUGGUCUGGGUGUCAUGGAUUCACGAGGAUGUCGGACACUCUGCGGCAUCCUACGUCUACAACCCCGUGUAUACGCCGAUGUGUGUGCCAGAAGACGGUUUGGGUGUUCCCGUGAUUUCCUUCGCCUGGAACACGGCGGCCUACCGCGGCUUUGUCUUCCUCGAGAGGGCGACUCUCCUGGAGGACCCGCCGGGCUUCUGGUUCGACUCGGUGGAAUGUCAAGGGCUCUGGUGGUGGCGACACUGUGCAGCGCCCAGUGGAGACAAGUCCCUGGGCUGCUUCACCCGCUUCCAGGAGAAAUUGCGGAAGCUCGGAGAAGAGGACAAGGCUUUCUCCGAAUGUGAGAAGAACGGCUUCUACAGUUGUGCUGGGCGGGUUGAGACGGCGGUUUCAAGCUGA
Molecule: messenger RNA, 738 nt
Organism: Symbiodinium necroappetens
Lineage: Eukaryota; Dinophyceae; Suessiales; Symbiodiniaceae
Source: the annotation of a GenBank genome assembly